Messenger RNA from Trifolium pratense (red clover), 1187 nucleotides. RefSeq names its product bidirectional sugar transporter N3. The record is from RefSeq and is a predicted model, not a curated record. Gene Ontology annotation, cellular component: membrane. Gene Ontology annotation, molecular function: sugar transmembrane transporter activity. The transcript has 6 exons. Gene Ontology annotation, biological process: carbohydrate transport. The coding region runs from base 121 to 927 and encodes 268 amino acids. Lineage: Eukaryota; Viridiplantae; Streptophyta; Magnoliopsida; Fabales; Fabaceae.
UCACCAUCAGGCAUCAGCAUCAAUACAUACAUACAUACCUGCACGUGUUUUUAGGGGUUUAGUUUGGAAGAAUUUAAUUUCUCUCCUCUCUUAAGCCACCUCUAAUUCAUAUUGUUGCUCAUGGCAAUCAGUCACAACACUUUGGCUUUUGCCUUUGGCAUGAUGGGCAACGUCAUUUCGUUCUUGGUAUUCUUGGCUCCAAUAUCAACAUUUUACCGAGUAUACAAGAAGAAAUCGACAGAGGGUUUUCAAUCACUACCUUACCUAGUGGCUCUAUUCAGCUCCAUGCUUUGGUUGUACUAUGCUUAUCUCAAAAAAGACGCUUUUCUCCUCAUUACCAUCAACUCAUUUGGAUGCGUUGUAGAGACCAUCUACAUCAUAUUGUACAUCAUUUACGCGCCAAGGGAUGCAAGGAACUUAACUUUCAAGUUACUUUCGGCAAUGAAUGUGGGAUCCUUUGCUUUGAUCCUCUUAGUCACAAACUAUGCCGUGCAUGAUUCACUACUCCGUGUCCAAGUUCUUGGAUGGAUUUGUGUUUCCCUUUCAGUUAGUGUCUUUGCGGCACCACUAAGCAUUGUGGCACAAGUUGUUCGUACAAAGAGUGUUGAGUUUAUGCCUUUCAAUUUGUCAUUCACUCUCACAUUGAGUGCUACAAUGUGGUUUGGAUAUGGUCUCUUCCUCAAGGACAUAUGCAUUGCUCUCCCAAAUGUGUUGGGUUUUGGACUGGGAUUACUUCAGAUGGUGGUGUAUGCAAUUUAUAGGAAUCGCGGUGAAAAAGAUAUUAAAAAGGAAAAGAAGGCACCAAUUGAGGCACUCAAAAGUAUUGUCAUAGAGACCCAAUUGGCAGACAAAAAUGAACAAGAAAAGAAGAGCAAAAAUGAUGAUGAUGAUGAAAGUGAGGAACCUAUAAUUGUUCGUGGAGUUUAAUCUAAUUAUUAUUAAUUAUGUUAUAAUUGUUUCGUGAGCACUAUACUAUACUAUGGCCACGAUAUCUAUCUAUCUAUCUAUCUACUAAGUACUUUAAUUUCUAGCUAGCUUCCAUUUCAUUUAGUUGUUGUACGUAGCUAUACAUGCAUGCAUGUGCUAGUUUAUUUAGUAUGUCUUUAAAUUUUCUCCAUCCAAUAUUGCAUUGUAAAUCUUCCCAUCCAUGUAUGAAUUAAAUGAUGCUUUCUCCCUUUUCUUUUCAA